GGCAAGUUUCUGGUAGAGACGCUGGUUCCAGUUCUGGAUUCUAUCAGAUUGAGGUCUGUUUUUUUGUUUUUAUUUUGUUUUUGUUUUCAUGAACGAUGAUGAAAAAAGGAGGGAAGCAGCUGACUACAUGCUGACUGCACAUUUCAGAGCACAUCUGAAAAUAACAAGAUGGUGCUGUAAAACUGAAGAUUAAAACAAAGGAGCCCAGAAGGUGAUAGAAAAUGAGUAUUCCCAGCAAACCGUCCCUUCAAAAUGAUCCUAAGCAACUUGAAACACAGGAGGGGGAUCUCUGGCCUAAGGAGGCAAACAGCAAGGAAAAGCAGGGAAAAGAUUCCCCUAAAAUGAGUCAAACAGCGAGAACAGUGAUCAACCCUCUGACUCUGAUUAAAGAGGACUUUAACCAGCUUAAAGAGGAAGUGAAAAAACUGUUCACGGACAAAGAUUCAGAACCCAAAGCGAGCCAGACAGCGGAAAGGACUAACAACCCGUUAACCCUAUUAAAAGAGGACCUCAAUAGUUUAAAGGAAGAACUCUCGAACGUUUUUAAAAUUGGUCCUUCAAGAGACAGAGAGAACAAGAAUGGAACAGAGAAGGAGGACUCCAGAAGUGAAACCAGCAUGAAAGCCUCCAGAGCAGAGAGAACAGAAGAACCUUUAAAGAGCUUUUUCGGGAGAGAGAAACCACUCCAUAAGGCGGCUCAAAGAAAUCACAUGGAGGAACACAGAAACAGCAAAGCAGAUUUAGAAAUUAAUUUUACAAAAACAAAGACAGACACAGAAACAGAUGAGAAGUUUAACAGCACAGCAAAUGGUCUGAAAACACCUGAGGUCAGUCAGCUGACUAGUUACAAUACUGAGAAAACCUCAGCUCCAGCACCACAAUGUGAGGCGAUGUUUGCAUCAAAAACAGCUACAGUUUCUUCUGCAGCUCCUGAAAAAGACAAGACUAACCUCUGGAAGGAUAGUUUAUCUCCUGUGCCACCAGCGGAGGAGGUCAAAUCUUUAGAGAAAGCUCUGGCCUCUGAUAUCACUUUAUUCCCUCUAAGAACUCACCUGAGUACUGAACCAACAGAAGACCUGUGGUCUUUGAAAAACUGUGCCAUUUAUCUGACCUUUGACCCCAACACGGCCAACUCAGAGCUUCGCUUAACUGACCAGAACAGAAAGGCAACUCGGGACUGGUUAACACAUCUAUCUGUGGACCACCCGGAGCGAUUCGACGAAUGCCCACAGCUUCUGUGCAGGGAGGGGCUGUUGGACACAGCUUACUGGGAGGUGUUGUGGAGCGGCGGUGUCGACAUCGGUGUGACCUACAACAAUAUCUCCAGAGACAGCGUGAGCUGCCUGCUGGGACACAACGAGCAGUCCUGGAGUCUGGAGUGCUCCGAUGGGUUCUACACCCCAUGCCACAACAACAAGAGAUUCCGGUCCUCCUCACCUCAACCCUUCACCAACAGGGUGGGGGUUUAUCUCAACUAUCCUGCUGGAGAGCUCUCCUUUUUCUGCAUUUCCCGGGACACAAUGAUUCACCUGCACACUUUUACCUCCACCUUCACAGAGCCGCUAUACCCAGGCUUCUGGGUGUGGGCCGAUAACGGCUCGGUGACACUGUGCCAGGUGGAACUAGGCUGGGAGCGACUCCUGUAAUGAGACUCAUGGUGCAACUGAAGGAUUGCUAACAUUUAGCAAAAUAUUUUAACUGUCCAUCUAAAUGCUGUGGGAAUUAACCUUCCUUUAAACUUCUUUCUUUUCAUGAAGGACAAACUGUGUCAUCAUAUACAAAAAUUAUCAUAUAAAAAAAAUUAUUUAAUGACAAUAAAAAGGGAAAUAAUAAAUUAAUAAUUAUUAAU
Molecule: messenger RNA, 1849 nt
Organism: Cyprinodon variegatus (sheepshead minnow)
Lineage: Eukaryota; Metazoa; Chordata; Actinopteri; Cyprinodontiformes; Cyprinodontidae
Product: E3 ubiquitin/ISG15 ligase TRIM25-like
Exons: 5
Coding region: 222-1646 (474 amino acids)
Molecular function (GO): protein binding
Source: RefSeq, a predicted model, not a curated record